Molecule: messenger RNA, 12555 nt
Organism: Lymnaea stagnalis (great pond snail)
Lineage: Eukaryota; Metazoa; Mollusca; Gastropoda; Lymnaeidae
Source: the annotation of a GenBank genome assembly
CAGCUUCACAUUUCUAGUGCGUUUUUUAGUUUCCAAAUUUGACAUACAUAGUAAACGUGGGCACCAUUAACAACUCUAGAACAUACGCUUGUUUUUUGUUUUUAUAACGACUUUCUUCACUGUAUUCGAAGUAUUCCCUAUUGAAUGGAUAACUCAUUUUUCAGUAAUUAUACUUUAAAUUAUAUAUUAUUUUAUAAAAAUAAGGGCUAAGACGAAUAUUUUAACAAGAGUGAGACACUUAACAACCCGGUUCUCAUUUGUUUUGUUCUUCACAAACAGACGAUAGACUGAGCUCAUUUGACAUAGUCUGAUAGCACAGUCUGUAAUUACUUCUCAUUAAUAAUUAGUAACAUUAUUGUUGUUGGUAAGCUCGAGUAGUAUUUACUUAAAAUAAAUUAAAAGAUUAAACAUCUGUUGAAAGUUAAAAUUUAGUUGAUAUCUGCUUUGUUCAAUGUUAACAGUUAGAAAUUAUAAUUAUAACUAGUUAUAAGUAUAAGUUAUAGCUAACAAAUUAUAAUAUUUAUACUUUAUUCUGAUAGUAUACCUAUGGAUAGAAAAGACUAUGAAUAGUAUGAAAAAAUGAUAUUUAGUAUGAGGGUAUGUACUCAUACCUAAAAUGAGUAUGGCUAAAGUCUAGAACUAGAAUAACCUAUUAAAAUUCCGGCUAAAACUCCUUUGAUUUCAUUUGGUUAGGGGUCUUCUUUGUAUAUUCGAAUUUAACUUUAUAUUUUUAAUUCUUCACCAUCCUGACUCAUCCUGUUUGCUAGUAUGCCUAGUUGCAUUUUCAUUAUGUAUAUGGGAGAAGACUAAACUAUUAUCGUCAGGAGUAUGCAAUAUACCUUUUUCUUUUAACAAUUGAAAUUGAAUGGCUUAGUAAAGUAAAGUACUAGUAGAUUUCAUCAUAUAACAUUAUCAUUAUUUUUAAAAAGUCAGUGGGAUUAUGGCCAAGGCCUCUGAUGCCUCAAAUGCCUAUUAUUAAAAUUUAUAGUAUUAAAUUUAAGUUUGCCAAGUUCUUGACAUUAUUAGUAAUAUCCAGCUCCACUUCAGCAACACAUGUGUGAUGUGUUCGUCCUCCAAAAAACUACGAAGUGUCUACCUGUCCGGCGACCGGACAAAUAAAUUCUCGAGAUAUUCGUCCGGCCACCAGGUCACAUGACCACCGUAACAAAGUUGGGCGAGAUAUCUGUCCAUCAGCCUUGUCACGUGACCUCUAAUAGUCUAUCAUAAAACUGGCGUCGGAAAUAAGUCGGGGGGGGGGGGGGGCAAUGAAUACUAAAAGGGAAAAAUACUGGGGGGGGGAAAGGAUAAAAAUGAAAGGGAGGGGGAUAAAUAAUUAAGACUGGGAGGUCGAAAGCUCACAAAGAAAUAGACAAUAUAUGACCACCGUAACAAAGUUGGGCGAGAUAUCUGUCCAUCAGCCUUGUCACGUGACCUCUAAUAGUCUAACAAAAAACGGGCGUGGGAAAUAAGUCGGGGGGGGGGGAGGCAAUGAAUACUAAAAGUGAAUAAUACUGUGAGUGAGAAAGGAUAAAAAUGAUAGUGAGGGUGAUAAAUAAUUAAGACUGGGAGGUCGAAAGCUCACAAAGAAAUAGACCAUACAUCUUUAUAUAGGGCCAAUUUAGUGUGCUGUUGGGGUAGCCACUUCUCACGCAUUUUAAUAGCCUAAAAUAAGCCUUUUUUGACUGUCAAGUGGCAAGUAUUGGUCUUAUUUUCUUUGGUUCAUAUUUUAAAUUUAGGCUACUAGGUAGAGGUUUAUAAGAUAUUUUAACCAAGAUAACAGUAUAUUUUUUUUAAAAAGUGUCUAUUGGUUGUCCCGCCAUCAAAACAAAAUCAGAGCUUUAAAAACCCGCAAUCAAUGACUAUGAUGCUGGCGAAAUAUUGCCUCGUUCAUUUGUGACUAAUUCAUACUAGUGACAACACCUUUGCACUAAUUGUAAAGUCUUAACACUGUUUUAACACUGUUUGCUGCAGCCUUCCUCAUGCUCAGAUUUGGCUAUAUUGCUUGUUACGCACUGGCUUCUAUCGUGAGAAAUUAAUCUCCUAUUUAAUUUUAUGGCUCGUUCAAACAGUGCCUAACAAAGGACGAUACCAUAGAGAAAUACAAUAACAAAAAUAUGAUACCCAAAACAGUACCAAUUACAAUUAAUAAGAUUUAAUUUAAUAAUAAUACAAUAACAAAACAAAAGAAAUAUAAUUACAAAUCAUCAACUUAAGUAUGGUAGAUCUUUUACCAAUAGCUCUCUAGAAGCUACUGGUAGUGGAGUACCAAUAGCUCUCUAGAAGCUACUGGUAGUGAAGUACCAAUAGCUCUCUAGAAGCUACUGGUAGUGGAGUACCAAUAGCUCUCUAGAAGCAACUGGUAGUUUACUACAAAUAGCUCCCUAUAAUAGUUUACUACCAAUAGCCACAGCCAUUUUCUUUUUGUUGAAUUUUACGGGUGACCUCUUGUCACAUGGCAUGUCUGCCGGAAUAAUAACACAUACUAGUCAUCCGGAGGGCAUGUCACAUGCCCGCCGGAAAAAUAUCUCCCGGUCGCCGGACGUGUAGACACUGCCAAAAAACUAUACUCAACUUUAGUCCUAGGAUUGACUAAUGGGAUAGCAGCCUAGUUGUAUUGCUAAACUUAUUGUUUUUUUAGCCUAGCCAAGGGGUUGAUUUGUUAACAAAAUACAUGUCAUAUGAAUCAAGAUCUUUGCCUUUGCACCAUUUUAUUCAUAACCAGUCAGUUAUUAACGUUUUGUUGAUUGGCCUUCUAAUUAGAAUGUUUAUGUUUAAUGAAACGCUUACAGCACAUGUAUCAAAUAAGUAAAUAAUGGUUUAAUCAAAUAGUCACACCAUAUAAUCAGUUUAAGGUUGGUGUCAUUAAUGCAUAGACAAUUUAUAAGACCAUUAUUAAUCAGUAUUUAGAUUUAUCACUAUUGAAUCUUGUAUUAGACGUAGCUAAAGAGCUAAAACUAAACGUUCUCUGUGUCUUUUAUCUAGAUCCUUUUGCUGACACUGGUGAAGGUGUGGGCGGUUCACCUGGCAUCCAGGGUUCUCUCAUACACAUACGUAUUCAACAGAGAAAUGGCCGCAAAACAUUAACGACAGUCCAAGGGGUUGAUCCCAAAUAUGACUUCAAAAAGAUUGUAAAAGCGGCCAAAAAGGUUACAAUUUCACUAGGAUAAAAUUUGUUCUUUAGUUUUGCAAUAAUAUUAAGUUACCGUACAUCAGAUCGAUAAAUUUGCUAAACAUAUUCGGAUACUUAAAUUUUUAAUUUUUUUUUCAAAGAUUUUUAAAGAUCAUUCACUGGCGUUAUAAAAUUGUCCCUUUUUUUAAAAUAUUUUAUUUAUUUGAAAUUCUGAAUCUGGUAUAGAUUUAAUUUAAUUUUAAAACUAAUUUAUUCUGUUGUAGGAGUUUGCUUGCAAUGGUACAGUUGUGGAACACCCAGAAUAUGGAGAAGUUAUUCAGCUUCAAGGAGAUCAGCGUGAACACAUUCGAAGUCUGCUAAUUAAAGUGGGCAUUGCUACAAAUGAGCAAAUAAAGGUGAUUUUAUUUAUCAUUAGUAUCUAAUACCCGGGUAUUGAGAAACAAUCAUUUGGUCAUUUUAUUUUUAAUUUGACAUUUUAACACUACAUCAUAUCCGCAUAGCACAUAGAGUUUUAAAACAAAAACUUUCUAUCCCAAUGACUUUUCCCCCCAUGCCCUGAAAAGAAAAGGUUAUGACACUUUUAACUUAAUAUUUGGUCAAGUUGGACGAUACAUUACAUUUAACUUCUGUAUUGCUACAGCUAGUAUAAUUAACAGAUGAAUCAUCUAAAUAGCUAUCAAAAUCAUCACCUCAGCCAAUUUUUUAUACAAUAACUAUUAAUCAGUGUAAAAUUGCACUAGGUACAGUACAUCUUUAUUUUACAUUUUAAUCUUUCUAUUUACAAGAAAAAGUGGGCUUUAGUUGAUAUGGCCUUGAUAUUGUGUCCCGAAAUUUGUUAAAUGGAGAUUUAUUUAUUUAUACUUAUACCUUUAAAUGUUUUUUAAGAGAAGGUGCCAGUGAGAAAUUGGAAGAUAUAAACUUUAUAAUGAUAUGUUUGUUUUUUUUUCAUCCAUUAUUUUGAAUAAAUUUCAGGUAACCCCUAGAUCUUUUUUCAUUAUUAAAGUUCAGAUGAUAGAAAUUAAACAUGCAUUUCAAACUCUUUUAAUGCAUAUUAAGAUUCUUUAUAUAAAAAGGGGGGGGGUGGGCAGGAGAGAGAAACCUAUUGAAAUUGGUAUAGAAACUCAUGUAUGAAAGUCUGAAUCUCACUCCAUGAAAUAGUUCUAGUACUGUGAUUGUUGAUGCUGAUGGUUUUAGUUAUAGUAGUGACUUAUGUGAAGUGAAAACAUUUGGCAUUGAGAUGUAUCAGGUGUACUGUUCAACUAACUUGAACAUGGUACACGGAAUCAUCUUGCAUGAUCAUGAGCAUCUACUAAAGUCAUACCCAGGGGUAUUUUAUGUUUAAGGAUGCCAAGCCCCCUUUUUUUAGUUUUGCUUUGACAAUAAUUUUGAGACAUUAAUAUUAGAUCUGACAGCUUUUAAAAAUAUUGCACUAAUUUAAAAAAAUGUCUAUCAAGCAUUUUCAAAGACUUAUUUUAAAAUAUAUCUUUAAAGUUUUUCACUUUAUAAAAAAAAUUAUACUGCUGCUUCUACUACUAGCUUUGCUAUGCUAGUUGAAUGAUUUGUGUUUCCACUAAAGUUCUUUUUUUUUUUUUUAAACAGGUUCAUGGUUUCUAAUUGACUUACCUCAAUGUACUUGAUUGGCCUUAGCAGUUCAAGAAACUUAUUGACUAUUCAGUUCAGUCUUCUGUGAUGUAUUGGCAGUGAGAAUGUGGACAUUUUUAAGGUGUAAAAUUUAAAUGUGCAAUCAGAUAUUAGUUGUUGAGUCAGGUUCUAUUCCUUUGUUUUUGGCAAAGUGGUAUGUAUAUUCAUUAAGUUAUUCUUAGUCAAGAAUUUCAGAAUAAAAAAAUUCAGUUUUCCGUGUAAUUGAAAAAGUAGUUUAACUUGAAUAUGUACUCUUUGUAUUUUUCUCAAAAAAUACUGUACUGUUUAAGGGAAAAUAUUAUAUGGGAGAUCGCUUUAUAUUAGCAAUGUUUAGAAAUGUGUUAUGUACCACGCUCUAAAUAAAAAUUAUUAUUUUAUUCUUCCUAUUUUAACACCGUACAGUAAAUUUAUGGAAACAAAAAGUUAGUAUUUAAAUUUAACUGUUUUGUCAGAAUUGAUAAUAUUCAGUGAGCACAUUAGAAUUAAAUAAGUAUAAGAGGAAAGACGUUCAAGAUGUUAAUGGAAUUCUUAUAUUAGGCCUUAUGUUGAUCAUAAAAUUUAAUAUUACUGACAACAUAUAUUAGUUAUAUUAGUAUUAUCCCCCUGCCCAAUUCUAUAGAACAGAAAAUCAAAUCAAAAAGUGUUUACAAUCUUUUAAACAUCAUUUGCUUUGUUCUUUUCAUCAAACAGAAAGUGAACACUGCAAAUUAUGUUUUUGAAUCUGUUUUUAUGCUGAGAUUUUAAAAGAGUGCUAAGUUUACUGCUGUAUGAAAAACCUUAUUUUUGACUCAAUGACAAUUUGAUGCUUUUGUAGCAAACCAUAUUUUGUAUUCAAUAAGUACUUAUUCCAAAAUUGUGUCUAAAGCCAGAUAGGUCAAGAGUAAAUAUUGCAGUUAAUCCUGUUCCUAUUCUUUUUUGAAAACUUCUUGAAAUAAAAAGUUUUGAAAUUUUUAAACAUAAUACUGUGUAGUCAUGUGUAAAUUUGUUCAAAAUUUGCAGUAAAUUGUUUUACUUCACUAUAAUGAAUACUAUGAUGUGAGAUAGGUUUUAUCUAUCUCCAUUACUUACUGUAAGAUAAAUUUUUGUAUUUCCAUGUAUAGUGAAGCUGAUUUCACAUGGUAACCUUCAUUCUGCCAGUACACAAGUUGGUGAAAAGUCAAACCUGGGAAUUUUUGUUAAGGUCUGCUCACAAUUUGUUUGCAUCUACUUGAGAUGUUUGGCAGUUCUAGUUUGAUGGUUUCAGUGUGUUAUCAAUAAACAUUUGCAAAACCUUUUCUGAAGUUUGGUCUCCGAUUGUCUGGUAGUUGACAUUACUUUUUAAUUUUUUUGAUUCGAAGGAUAUUAAUAUUAUUUUGUUUCUUUAAUGCAUGACCUUUGAUAUACAGGUAAUUGGUCAGAUGCAAAAUUCAAUUUCAAUCAUUAUACAGUACUAAUUAUUGUUAGAUUUUUUUUGAUGGUCUCUAAUAACUAACAUGGAAAAGUUGUUCAGAAGAUAUACAUUUUCCCAAGGUUUGUUAUGAUGGUCUUUUAAAGUUGGGUCUAAGAAUUUAACCACACCCACAUCAACAGGUCAAGUUAUUUUUAAAAAAACGCUAUAGCAAUUUUAAGUUGUAUCCAUUAUGCUUUAAUAUUUUUUUUAAAUACUUUCUUUUUUUUCUUUUUUUUUAAAACAAAAUAAUUCUUUUAAGGACAGAUAUUUAAAAAAAAAAACAUUUAAAAGUAUAAAAUUCAAGUGGAUAAACAACAUAGCAGCCUAAAUGUACAAAUGUUUAAAAUGUGUUAAUGGUUCAAUAAACAUCAUUCAAGCUGCAAUCACCAGGAGCAUACAGUAACACCACAGACAAGAAACUUUAGGACCAAAAUCUAAUUAUUACUACAGGAGUGUUCUCCUAAAUUUAAUCAAUUCGUGUUGGUAUGGUACUGAACUUUUGAAGGAGGUUUAAUGUUUGCCUACCUAAGACAAUACUAAAAGUUGUGACCAAAAGAAACAGUGGGGCUGUAUAUAGUCAUCAAUUAACAUUUAUUAUUAUUUAGCAGCUGAAAAAAAUAUUUAAAAAAUGUAAAUCAAUUUCAAAACUGGGUUGGGUUGCUUCCUUUUCUCUGGAAAAUAAAUUAAGUGCGGAAGUAGCACUGCCAGAGGGAAUGAGUUAACUAUUGUUUGACAUUUCCAAAUAUGUCAUUCAUGAGUUAACUUCUGACUGGUAAUAAUUUACUGUUGCAAUGUUUAGGGUUUAUAGGAAUAUUUUUUAGUUUGAAAUCAUCAACUGAUAGCUGUUUCUUCCUUAAAUAAAAAGGCAUAAAAACAGUUAUUUAACAAUUAAAAAUAGACGCUGAGGUACACAAAUAAACAAAUUUUAAGUCUUCAUCCUGGUAAAAUUAAACUCAUUUAAACUUUUGUUCACACUGCAGACUACAGAAAAUUUUACAAACUGGUCAUUUAAUGACAUCACAAAGUAAAGCAACUAACAAAAAGACAUGUAAAAAAUAUAGAAAGAGAAAAAUACAUCCCAGAAGGAGACUUUGUCAUUCAUUAAAGUAUUAACUGAUAUAAAACUACUGAUAGAUUGUGUUUAAUUUAAUAAUCCAUUUGUUUGUGUUGUCUAAUUUAAUACUUUUCCAACACAUAUUCUAUUAUUUGUAAUAGUUAUUGUUUUGUUAUUAAGUUGUAAAUCAAAUUUUACACUGCAAUGAUUGAGAUGAUACAGAUUAUUGACUUAAUUUUAAUAAAGCAGUACCGGGAGUAAAUAAAUUGUAUUGUAAAAGAAAAGAGCUUGGAUAGCUCUUAAUAAAUUUGUUUCAAGAAAGUAUGACCAAAAAAAAAAAAUUGUUUUUUUAAAGAUAUGUUUUUUUAAAAUUAAAAAUGGCCUUCAUUGUGAUUAUCUUUUAGGGGAAAGUUAAAAUACUUAUUUGAAUGUCAAUAUUUUAAUUAACUCUUAGAGAAAAUAUGAAUUCAAAUAUUUAAUUAAUUCUUACUUGGAGAAAAUAUGAAUUCAAAUAUUUUAAUUAACUAUUAGAGAAAGUAUGAAUUCAAAAUUUUAGAAAAUAAUAUUGGCCACUCUAAAUUAGAAGCUGAUAAAAUCCAUUAAUAUCUUUUUUUUUAUAUUAUGCACAUUUAUUUAUUAUAAAUGAUAUUUGGUACCUUGGAGUAUAAUUAAUAAUUCAAUAAUAAUGAUGGCGCCCUAUUGUCCAUUAAACUAUUCAGAGAAAGUACAAUGUUACCUUUCUACUGUUUAACAGUGUUUGUUUACUGUAUAUUUUCUUUAUUGUGUUUACAAAUGUCCCAAGCAAAAACUGUGAGCUUGCAGAGCUGGCAACAGUUGCACUUUCCAAGGUACCAGUAUUCAUUGACUUGAUGGACUUUUAGAAACGUUUCCUUAUCUUACAAUACACUUAUUUAAAAAACCUAAGAGCUAAAAAGGUGGGUUGGCUAGAUGAAAAAAUAACCAUUAAUAUAGUUAAGCUGAAAAGGGAUGCAUUUAUACCUGGUCUUUUGUCCCAUUGUUUUUCUCAAUUUCUAUUAAUGCUAAAUUUGCUAGUUUAAUGUUUGUUCUUUAACAGUCCUUUGUUCUUGAAUCACAGUUUCUGGCAAAGUUAACCUGGCUUAUUAAAUUUUUAAUUCCAGUAACAAGUAAGAGAACUGAAUAUCUGCAUUUGUCCUCACAACAAAAUUAUUAAAAAAAAACAGUUUUCUCACAUCAAUAAAAAAUAAUCCAGAAUAAAGAAAACAAGGAUGACAAUAAUAAUAAUAGUAUUGAUAAAGAAAACAAGGAUGACAAUAAUAGUAUUGAUAGAAAAAAUGAAUAAACAUUUUCAUUACAAGAUGGGAUGUAAUGGUACCUGAAAAUAUUAUCCUUUAUAUGCUAUUUCAUAAAUGAAAUGUAGAAAAUCCUCUUUGGUGAACAAGAAUACAUUGUAGACUUUCAAAAUACUGCAUGUACGGGAAAAAAAGGAGGAUUCAUUUUUUUAAUAGUUUUAUAAAUCAUAUCAGAAAAUAUACACACAGUUAAACAUCAAACCCACCCAUCGGAAAUAGGGACAUGUGCGUGAAAUAUGUAAACAAGAGUAACAGCAUUUUAACAAAAUGAAAAUAAAAAAUAAGUCACACAUGAGAUGCAUCUCUAAUUUGUUAACCCCAUGGUAAACUUUGUUUCUCUGCUCAGAAAGUUUACAAUGCUCCUUUUUUUGUGGUAAUAAUUAAUUAUAGAUGUUAUUUCUCUGUGUCUUUGUCACACAUUUCAAUCAGAAUUUCAAUUAGAAUGACGUUUCAAUUUGGUGCCUUGUUUUCUAGAAUAAUCUGUGUACUGUACUAGAACUGGAAGGUGAGAUUGGAAUACCAUGCCAGAAAUACCUUUUUUUUUGGUUGUGUAUUGAAAAAAAUCAAAGAGUUGAUAGUUGAUUUUUUUUUCCUUAAAAAAAAAAAGUAAGGAGAAGUAACACUUUCAAAUGUAAUAUGCUAACAAAAUAAUUUUAAAAUAGAAAGCAGUUUUUCAAAGUUUCUUUGUUCAAUCACUGCCUAAGGUACAUUUAAAGAAGAAAACUCCAAGUAGAUUUUAUCAUGAGUAACUUCUAGAAGAGUUGGCCUACAGGUAUCUUUAAAUGUUAGCCACAACUUAUUUUAUAACAUGAAACUAUGAACAAAAGUUUGGCAUAAAAUAAGGAGAGUAAAAACAAGAUCAUUUUUGAUACAGAGGAAAAAAAGAAAUGAGUUAAAAUCUUAUAUACAAGGAUAGCAAUCAAAAUAUAAUAUAACAAAAUAAAAAUAGAAAUCUUUAUGUAAUCUAAUUGUUUCCAAAAACAAAAACCUGAAAAGAAAGAUCCUGAACACAUAGUCAUUGUCAUUUUUGCCCAUUGUUAAUUUAAAACAAAAUUUCAAACUUCAUCUUCAAUGCAUAUUAAUUAUAAUGCAAACUUUAACCUAUUAGAUCAUUUCAUCCAGCAGCAAAAUUUGGGGUCAGAAAUCUGAGACAAUCACUGCAAAGCAUUUUAAAGUAUUUCAAAAAAAUUAUUAUUUUAAGCUACUGCAAUAAAAAAUCAUUUGUUUACAAGUUUGGCUGAAGUGAAUACAAGAUCUUUCAUCUGUUCCAUAGAUGUUCUCACAAUAUGCUUUCCCGAUUUAUUAUAUUUGUGGAGAAAAGAAGAUGGAAAGUGGGGGGUGGGGAAUGAAGCAAAAUAAAGAUGUCAUUUUCUUUUUCUAUAGCGGAAAGAUGUUUCAUUGAGUUAACGGUCUGUAUGUAUAAAUGUAGACCAGGUACAUUAAAAUAUGACAAAUUAUUUGUUCAAAGAACUAUUUAAUAAUAAAAGUCUUGUCAUUAGCUGCUGAGGAUGCUGUUCUUUUAACCCCAGACUUAAAAACAUUCUGAUCUAUGACAGUUGCUGAAUCUAAAAAUAAUAUCUAUAAAAUACAAGAUCUGUUCGACUCUGUGGUACAGCAAUUGGUGCAGAAGUAGUUAAUGAAGCACUUCCUAAAGUAUUAAAGCACAGAGUUACCUCCAGAUGCUUGCAUUAAAGGUAUUUUUAAAAGAGUUCCUAUCAGUGAGGAUCAAAACAUUUGGAAUGCUGCAAAGCAAAAGUGACAUAAUUAUGAAGGCUGAGAAUUUCUUAUCAAUUGGUUUUCAUUUUGGCUUCCAAAGAAAUUAAGUCAAGUUACCCAAAUCAAAUGUAAAAAUAAGUAAAUAACAAAGCUAUGAAUAACUUCCAUUGAAUUGGUCGGCUUUGUUUGGACAUUUGGCACCAGUUGUUCAUCAAGUAAGAAAUAUAAAGAUAUUUUUGGCAUCAACUUUGACAAGGUUUCACUAACUAGCUAAACAAUUAUAUUUUGGCACCAAACAAAGAAUAAUGAAGUUAAAAGCAACAAAAAUGUUUAAAAAUAUAAGAAAGUACUUUUUUUUAAACAGAGAAUAGCAUUUCGAGAUGAAGAGAAAGCUUUUUGUCAGGGAAAAUUUUGAAAAAUGGAUGUUCCACGUUUAAAUAUAUUUUUUAAAAUUUGUCUUGUAAAAAGGAACUGAGACAAUCAGAGAUCAAACAAUCUUCAUGUUCUAGUUCAGAUGUAGGUUUUCAUCCCAUCCAGUGAUGAAAAUUUUUAAUCAGUGAAAACAGUUUGAAGUCAAAUAUCUUUGACUAAAUUCUGGAUAUCUUUUAAAGCUAAAAAGUCUGUCAUGUUCAAAUGUGCAUACAGCCUUGUCAAAGGUAGCAACAAUUAUUUUAAACAAUCAAUCCAAAAUAAACAUCGUUUUACCACUGCAUUAAAAAAAAGACCAUAAAAGAAGCAUUACAGAGUUACAAUGUACUGGUCUUCAAGAAGCUGUGACUAAAAAAGUUAACAGUAUUUUGAAAAUAAAUAAAAAAUUUGUGAACAAUUUGAAAAACAAUGUUUCUAUAAUGUAAUAAUACAGAUUACUUAUACAUAUACUAAAAUUCACCAUAAGAACUAAACCCUCCUUUGAUCCUCAUCGAUAUCCUGAAAAACAUCAACAAUGCAGUGCUGACACAGAGAUCCAGCAGAAAAAAAAAACAUGUAAGGUUCAGGGGAGCAAACUAUGAUUUCCUACCAUUAAUAAUGGAGGUAAUAAAUGUUGUGAAUUUUAUACAAAUGUUCACAAGGCAUAAGAUUGAGUCUGGGUGACACCAUCUGCACACACCGCCCAGAGGAGCAUCCUUUUCACUAUAACUCCAAAAGCUGACAACAACAAAAUUCAAUAACAAGCAAAAGGUAAUGUGAAGAAUACACAAAAAUCAUAAAACUUAAUUUGACAUUUCAAAGCCACCAUUCUCAGUGUUCUAGGAGGGAGGUACCUUUCAAAAUAAUAAGACAAGCUCCAAAACAAUAGCAGCAUUUGGGUCACAAAAGGAAACAGAGCCUCACUCUGAGAUAUUACAUCACAAUUACAUAUUCAGUAGUCAAGCUCAUUGCAUAUGUCAGAAAGUGAAAAAACAUAAUCUCCAACCCUUCAAAGUUGGUUAGGGACAAGUUGAAAUAGCAUCGUAUUUGACACAUGACAUGAAAAAGCAUCAUAUUUGAUACAUGACAUGACAUAGCAUCAUAUUUGAUACAAGAUAUGAAAUCUGUCUGAGAAAUCAAGAGCCUAUGUGUUUCCAGAGCUAACACUUGAAUAUGUCAGUCCACACUUAAGCAUAGGAUCAGGCUAGGUGCAAUGAGGAUAUCAUAACAUUAGAUAUUAGUGAGGCAUGGACUGGUGUCAAGUCUAAAUGAUUUUAAAAUAUAUUUUUUUUAUUUACACGCAUUCCAGUAAUCAAAAUUAAGUCUCUGCUUAUGAUUGAGUCAAAAUGUCUGUACCGGGUACAAAGUACAAUGAUCCAAAAUCAGCAACAAAGUUGGUUGGGAUGCUUUCUGAAUAUUUUUUUUUUUUAAAGCCAGUGCUAACCCUAGCACGAGAAUCUGCAACAUUUUUUAUAGAUUUUUAUCUGCUAAGAAAAUGUUUUGGGAGCUGAAGACGGGUGGAGUGUUUAAAUGGAGCCAAACACAGGGGUGGAGUGUUUAAAUGGAGCCAAACACAGGGGUGGAGUGUUUAAAUGGAGCCAAACACAGGGGUGGAGUGUUUAAAUGGAGCCCAACAUGGGGGUGGAGUGUUUAAAUGGAGCCAAACACAGGGUUGGAGUGUUUAAAUGGAGCCAAACACAGGGUUGGAGUGUUUAAAUGGAGCCAAACAGGAGUUUGAGUGUUUAAAUGGAGCCCAACACAGGGGUGGAGUGUUUAAAUGGAGGCAAACAGGAGUUAGAGUGUUUAAAUGGAGCCCAACACAGGGGUGGAGUGUUUAAAUAUCAUA